Prunus armeniaca (apricot) is the source of this 210-nucleotide messenger RNA. The record is from the annotation of a GenBank genome assembly. NCBI's taxonomy places the organism in Eukaryota, Viridiplantae, Streptophyta, Magnoliopsida, Rosales, Rosaceae.
AUGGACUUGAGCAGAUUAGACACGCAUGCAUCCCCUGCAUGGGUGGACGUGUCCACCUUGGGACUAGCCACUGACGGUGCAAAAGAGCCCUUGGCCCGGGCAAAUGACUAUCUUGCUUUCCUAGCCUCUGCCAACCUCACUACCAAAGAAAUUGGCGACGACGAAUCAACUCCACGCUUGACCUCUCGUGACUCAACAACUAAAACAUGA